This is a messenger RNA of Brassica napus (rape), 4013 nucleotides long. RefSeq names its product FBD-associated F-box protein At5g56370-like. Gene Ontology annotation, molecular function: protein binding. The transcript is spliced from 2 exons. The coding region runs from base 1121 to 2146 and encodes 341 amino acids. The record is from RefSeq and is a predicted model, not a curated record. Lineage: Eukaryota; Viridiplantae; Streptophyta; Magnoliopsida; Brassicales; Brassicaceae.
ACUCCUCUUGUCAUAUAAAAAUAGCUUACAUGUCCAAUGUCAACAUGCCAAUGUUAUUGUCUUUUAUGAAAAAUACAUAAAUUCGUUUAAAACCCAUUAAGGUUCAUAUACUCAGAAUUAUCACUCAUUUUAUAGUUAUUUAUACAAGUCUUCAUGUAUUUGUUUUAAAGGUCUGGUAAAAGAACAAGCUAAAAAAAAGAUAUAAAAAACAUAAUAAGGAUAAUAAAAUUAAUGCUUAAUACACAAAGUUUACACAACUAAACUCGAAAAAAAAUAUCCAGAAACAAAAUGUACUCUCAACAACCUUAAUAUAAUUUAUGUACUCUCAACAGUACAAGAAACAAAUUUUAAAAGACAAACAAACAAUAAGUCUCAGUGAUACAACAAGCAACACCACGAACUAUAUCAAUCUCAUUACUGACGCAGUUUAAUCCUUCAUUAGUGGAGAACAAUGAAUACACAGUUCAUCAUCACAACUCUAACUCUAUAACAAUAAAAAAAAACUUGAAAAAGAAUGAUCAACCGAAAACGCAAAAUUCACAACUACCAUAACCCUAGCAAAUAUUGAGAUGAAACAAGAACUCUGUCCACAACACCGCGCUUGCACGGAGCAAUGCCCCUAGUUGAAUAAAUAUAAUGGUCCAAGCUUGACUAUUUAUGAGUAGAUAAAAAGUGUUUUUGUUUUAAUAGCAUUGAUAUUUAUUUUAAGGACCUUAUAUUAUAUUAUACAAGAAUUAUGUUGCCUAUUAUAUUGGUUAAUUCAUGUUUAUCACAACCAUGUGAAAGUAUUUUUGAUUCGAAACUCAAGUUCAUUGGAAGCCUUUUCUUUUUCUUUUUGGCGAGGCCCAAUUUGAUCAAACAAUAAGAUGAUGAGGUUAAAGUGAAAUCCGAAUAUCUAAUAUGCCAAAAAAAAAAAAUCUUGAGGGAACAAAAAGAUUGCAUCCAUAACCAAAUAGGGUUUCUUAUACUACUUAGUUCAAAAAGUGUCUACCAUCGGAUUAGUUCAUUUUGUUGUCGUGUAGUUUCAGUCUUUUCUUUUCUGGCUUUGGUUUAGUUUGAUAGCUUUGUUGCUUAGGGCUUCAUGGUGAAAUUGAGAAAGCUAGGGUUUUUCUAAAUUCUAAUGGACAGGAUCAGUUUCUUGCCCGAUGAUUUCCUUUUGCAGAUACUUUCACUGCUUCCUACAAAAGAUGUCUUGACCACAAGUGUUUUGUCUAAACGAUGGCAAUAUCUUUGGAAGUUGGUUCAUAAACUGGAGUACACCUAUUGCGACAGGAACGCUGACCAUGGGAGAUUUGUGAGUUUUGUGGACAGAUCUUUGCUGUUAAGCACAGCUCCUGUCUUAGAGAGUUUGCAGUUCAAUAUCCGUAGGAAAUGCAGCGACAUAGAUAUCGGGUUUUGGAUUAGAACUGCAGUGAAACGAGGUUUGCGUGAACUCAGUUUCGACUAUUGGCCUCAUAAUACUAUUAAUGAGCCUAGCAAAUUGCCUCAGAGUUUGUUUACUUGUGGAACACUCGUGGUACUUAAACUCACCGAUGUAUCGCUUGUGGAUGUCACGUUCCCGGUUUGUUUUCAGCUCCUCAAGACAUUGCAACUUAGUUGUGUGAUUUACUUAGACGACGAGACUCCUCAAAAGCUUUUAUCAAGCUGCAAAAUUCUUCAAGAGUUGGACGUGAACCGAGUAAAGAAUGACAAUGUGACAGUAUUUUCUAUAAAAGUGCCUUCGUUACAAAAGCUAAUCUUCGAUGGAAAAUGGGGUACUCAUGACGGCAUUUCUGAGUUUGUGAUGAAUGCUCCUUCUUUGAAGUUCCUAGAGAUCAAUGAUUGCAGUAACGAAUGUAUGGUCGAGAAAAUGCCGGAGCUCGUGGCUGCAAAUCUUGAAGCUAUCUAUUGGAAUACCGACAAUAUACUCAGUUCUUUCACAUCAGUUAAACGUCUCUCGUUAUGUUUAGGCGAACAGUCUCCUUUUCCUACUGGUGAGAUCUUCCACCAGCUUGUGGACUUGGAGUUUUGCACAUGUGAAACGGAAUGGGAUUUACUUAUGUAUUUUCUCAAACAUUCUCCGAAACUUCGAGCUCUCAGACUCAACGACGUAAAGAAACUUAACCUUUACAACUUUGUGGGUUUUUUUGGCGAUAUCAUCUCAUAGUAGUAUAUAGUAAUGGCUGGUUUAUUGUAUAUUCAGAGAUCUGGUGGUAUUUUUGGAGCACGAAUAGAUCAUUGGGAUGAGCCAAGUUCUAUUCCUGAAUCGUUGAUGUUCAGUCUUGAAACUUUCGAGUGGACAACUUACAGAGGAUGGCAGGUAGAGAAAGAACUCGCAACGUUUAUCUUGAAACAUUCAAGGCGUCUAAAGACAGCGACUAUCUCACCACAACCCACUAGUUUGGAGAAUAAACAUCGAAUGCUCACGGAGUUAGCACUUUUGUCUAGAGGUUCGACGACAUGCCAGCUUGUGUUUGGAUGAAAGUCUGAAACCAUCUCAUUUUAAAAGCAGUUUGUUUGCAUCUCUUAAACCAUUUGAUGUGUUUAUCUCAUUUCUCUUCUCUAUAUUUCAUAGUUAGAAUGAUUAGUCGACAUUCACUGAGUUUUUUUCUGAAGUUUUUUUUCUUCUUUUUGACUUGACAUAGAUAUAGUUGCACCAAUAAUACCACAGUCAAAAUGUCCAAGUGCUUAAGGACACGGAUUUGAAAUUUGUUGGGCUUCGCCCGCGCAGGUUUGAACCCUGCUUUGAUGAAAGUUUUUCUCGACAAGCCAAACAAUGGGGACGGAAAGGAUACUUGAAAGCAAUGACUGUAUGGAUUGUUUCUAAAAGAAUGUCAUGACCACUGCACAUGUUAUCUCAGUUUUGAUUUACUAAUUCGUAGUUGACUAACUCUUGAGUUAGUAAUGCAAUUAUUGUAAAAAUGUUUUGAAUCGAAUAAAUUUAACAUUUUUAAAAAUACGCAAUCUGCUCAUCUAUUGACGAGACGGGGAUUAAACUGAAUAGCUGAAGCAUCAAAAGUCGUGGCCAAUGAAAGGAUAUCUUAGCUAUAAGGUUGUUGCCGAGAGUUUCAUGGACAAUUGCCGUUUCUUUCCUGGUGAUUUCUUCCUGCGGAUACUUUCACAUUUCCUUAAUUACAAUCUUCACCACAAGUGUUUUGUCAAAAGGAUGGCGGAAUCUAUCGAAGUUAGUUAGUGUCUAACAUUGAGUACAUCGACUGUGAUAAGAAUGCUGAUCAUGGACGCUUUGUGCGGUUUGCUGACAGAUCUUUGCUAUUAAGCACAAUACUUGUGUUAAAAGAGUUUGCAUUUCAAGUUUGGUAGGCAAUGCAGCGAGAAAUGUACUCUUUUUUGGGGAUAAUAUUUGUAGUGGAAUGAGGUUUUCGUGGCUAAAUUUCAAUUAUGUUGAUCAUGACUUGAUGAGCCUAGCCGAUUGCCUCCAGGGGCGGACCCACUAAAGCCCAAAGGAGGUCACUUGACACCCUAAAAUAAUCAAAUAAAUCAAAUAGUAUACGAUUUUCUAAAGAAUCUGUGGCACUAAUGGUUGUUUUGUACUCUUCGAUACCCCAUGAACUCAGGUUCAAACUCCCAUUGACACCAUAAUUUUUUUAUUUUUGAAAAUUAUAUAUAUAAAUAUAUACGAUUCCGGUAAAAUAAAUUUUUGGAUCCGCCACUAAUGUCUCAAAGCUUGUUUACUUAAUGAAAUUUUCGUUGUAUUUAAAUUACCGAGUGUGUCAAUUGUAGGGUUGGGUACGGAUCAGAUAUCCGGAUUUUUAAGGUAUUUGUGAUUUGUUUUGUAUGUUACGGAUAUCUAAUUUUUUUUAUUUGUUUUGCUUUGGAAAAAUACGGAUAUCCAAAAAAUAAAUAGAUAUCUGUGGAUAUUUACUAAUACUUACGGAUAUCUCAUCCGUUUAAACUAAUGCAAAUAAUCUUAAAAGUUUGAUACAAAAUUGUUUUGUAAAAUAUAUUUUUUGCAUGAUAUAUAAUAUAAAAAUUAAAAAAGUAGUGAAUCUACAUAUUUUGUAAAAAAAAUUUUA